UGUGCAAUCCUAAUGCUCAUGGCACAAGCAAACUCCUGGGAAGAAUCGCAGUAAGUGAGAUGAGCCCAAAGAUGCUGGAGAGAGUGCUGUCUGCCCGUAGGUCGCCGCAGGCUACCGGCGACGGAGACGACGACGACGGCGAUGAAUCCAAGACCAGAAAGCACAUGUCGCCGCUCACACGAGCCACCAACUACUUGGCUAGGACAGGUUACUUCUGGCCAUGCCUCGUCCUCGUCCUAGUCCUCCUCCUGGUCUCCUCUCUCGCUUUUCACUCCCGUAAUCUCGUCUGUGUCUCCUCGUCUUGCGAUCCUGUAUCUCGUAUGCGCUUCUUCGGCUACGAAGAUCCUGAAUCAGACUACGGAUCUCUCGGCGUGCCUUGGUGCAGAUCGAAACAUGGAAAAACUGUUGAAUGGACAACCAAGGAUUUACUCAAGGGUUUGGAAGAGUUUGUACCAAUAUAUGAAACACGACCCAUAAAAAAUAACAUGUAUGGGAUGGGUUUUGACCACAGCUUUGGUCUUUGGUUCAUUGCUCGAUGGCUGCAGCCUGAUCUGAUGAUUGAGAGUGGUGCUUUCAAGGGUCAUUCGACUUGGGUUUUGAGGCAAGCAAUGCCUGACAAACCUAUUGUCUCCCUUUCACCUCGCCAUCCUGAGAAAUACCUUAAAAAGGGACCUGCUUAUGUAGAUGGGAACUGCACAUACUUUGCUGGAAAAGAUUUUGUGGAUUUUGGCAGUGUUGACUGGGGCAUUGUGUUCAAGAAACAUGGAAUUACAGAUCUCAGUCGGGUUCUUGUCUUCUUUGAUGAUCAUCAGAAUGAGCUAAAAAGGCUCAAGCAGGCACUAAAAGCUGGCUUCAGGCAUCUUGUUUUUGAGGACAACUAUGAUACUGGAACCGGAGACCAUUACUCAUUCAGACAGAUAUGUGACCAAUUUUAUAUAAGAGGGGGUGGGCAUAGUUGCUUUAGAGAUAGCGAUGAAGCCAGGAUACGAUCAAGAAGGAAGAAGUUCUGGGACAAGGCUGUGGAUAUAGAAGAACUAUGCGGGCCUGGUGAAGCAUGGUGGGGCGUUCGGGGGCGAAUGCGUGAUGACUUCAACCACAGUAACAAGGCAAUCACCUACAAAGAACACUUAAAGAACAGCAGGUUCGUGGAAUCAGUGUUGGAUGUUUACUGGGAGCUCCCGCCGGUGGCUGGCUCGUCACUGACUCAUCAAACAAGGUACGAUCCUGCUCGUGCGCCCAGCCCCAUUGUUGAGGAUGGUAGGUUUGGUCGGUUUCAGAGGCUUGGCUUGUCUAGACUUGACACUUCUGUAUUCAACGGAUAUACUCAGAUGGCGUAUCUUCAAAUAUCUGGACAAAACCUUAAUAGCGAUUCCUAGUAGAUGUCAAGUUAGUUGUUUGGCUUGCCAAUAGAUGAAAACUUGAGAUCCACUAAUACUCUGAUAUCUCUGCCAGUUUUUGUUAGCAUAUUUCCUUUCUAGUUCAA
This is a messenger RNA of Diospyros lotus (date-plum), 1483 nucleotides long. RefSeq lists its product as uncharacterized. The transcript has 4 exons. NCBI's taxonomy places the organism in Eukaryota, Viridiplantae, Streptophyta, Magnoliopsida, Ericales, Ebenaceae. The record is from RefSeq and is a predicted model, not a curated record. The coding region runs from base 60 to 1376 and encodes 438 amino acids.